This is a messenger RNA of Ahaetulla prasina, 826 nucleotides long. RefSeq names its product 16 kDa beta-galactoside-binding lectin-like. The transcript is spliced from 4 exons. Gene Ontology annotation, molecular function: laminin binding; carbohydrate binding. The record is from RefSeq and is a predicted model, not a curated record. The coding region runs from base 114 to 524 and encodes 136 amino acids. NCBI's taxonomy places the organism in Eukaryota, Metazoa, Chordata, Lepidosauria, Squamata, Colubridae.
GUGAUGCUCUUCCCUUCAGCUAUUUAAAGGACAAGGGAAACUCUGCUUAAGUCACAGAGCUGAGAUCGCAGUUAAAAGUACUGUACCAACUCGGGGCUGGACAAGGCUGCACCAUGAGUAAAUGUGGAGUGAUCGCUACGCAGUUUAAGCUUUGUCCCGGAGAAUCGCUCGUCGUGAAAGGGACAAUUUUACCAGACUGCAAAGAAUUUGAGAUCAACCUGGGUAAAGACUGUGACAACCUGGCGCUCCAUUUCAACCCACGUUUUGACUGCAAGGGUGAUGUCAACACUUUGGUGUGUAACUCCAGGAGAGGCAGUGCCUGGGAGGAUGAGGAAAGACCACCUGACUUCCCUUUUCGUCACAAUUGUGAGGUUGAGAUCACCUUCAGUUUUACGGGCAACGACAUCCGAGUGAAGAUGGAAGGGAGUGGAGAAAUUGUCUUCCCCAACCGGCUGUGCCUUAAUCUGAUUGAUUAUCUUGGAGUGGCCGGAGACUUCAGAAUCAAAUCGGUGACAUUUCCCUGAGGAGGUCUUGUUCUCUAGUCGAACGGAAUUGGUUGUCCCAAACAAUUUGACAGGAUGUUCUAAGCAGGGGGUUGGACUAGAAGACCUCCAAGGUCCCUUCCAACUCUGUUAUUUUGUUUUCUGUUUUUUUCCCCCCUGGAAUUUAUGCAUUCCUUUUACCCAAUUUUUUUUGGUCAAAGCAGUCCAAACUCCUUAAAUUUUCACCAUCUUUCUUGCCCAUCUCACCUCAAGGUCCGUUUCUUUACCAUGCUGUGUUAUGAAUGAGGUUCAUUUUCCAAGAAAUAAAAGACCUAUGAAAAACA